AUGGCGGCCACUAUCGAAAAAUUGAUCGAAAAGUUGACAAGUGAAAUAGAUUACACCUUCUUGACGGAUUUUUUCCUUACUUACAGGAGUUUCAUAUCACCGGUGCAACUAUGUAACCUGUUAAUAUUAAGGUUUAAUUGGGCACUGGAAAGGGAUGAAGAAGACAGGAGGAUUGCAAGAGUCAGGACUUUUGUGGCAAUACGUCACUGGCUUCUUAAUUAUUUUUAUUUCGAUUUUGUUUCGUGUCGUGAAUUAAGGUCGAUACUUACAAACUAUCUCAAUGAUCUCUCCGCACGCCAAUCCAUAAGGGAUUCUCCACGAGAUCAGAGGAUAGUGCAGGGUUUAAGGAAGGUGUUGAAAAGAUUAAAAAAGCUUUACUAUCAGAAGGAUUUAAGCCCGGGUUUUGGAAAGCACGGAGAUCGCCUGUCUGGUGAUGAUAUUGAAGACAAAAAGUAUUUUGAGGACAUUGAUGACAUGGUUGUGGUAAUGCCUCAAAGGAAAUUUGGGUCGGUACAAUUGCCCGGACAAUAUGGUUAUGGUACGGUGGAUAGUGGGGGUGGGUUCUUCGGAACUUCGAUGACCUCCGAAUCUCAGAACAUUUACCCCAUGAUAUUAGGAAAUAGUAGCACUUCCAAAGAACAAUCUACAUUAAUAAAUAGACCUUUAAAAAAAGCUUCGUCAUAUUCUUCUUUAUAUUCGGUGAUCACUCCCGGAACAACCGAUUCAGAAGAGGAAGAAAACGAUCCGAUUGUAAAUAAUUCCAAUCUGAAUUCGAGUGUUUCGCGAAGAGAACAUGGUCACGAAGUAGGCCUUAGCCAAACUUUACAGUACAGUGAGUCUUCUUCCCUAAAGCACACGAAUGAUCAAGAUACUGGUUUUUAUCAUCACAGAUGGGCAAUAUCUCUGCCCACCAUUUCCAGCGGUGACGACGAUGUAGUAGGUGGAAAAAUGAACACGAGUUCUGGUGUGGAUAACAAAGAGAGCAAGAUAUCAUCUAAAAUGGAACGCGUUAUAGUUGAUCCCCUGGAACAAUCAGAAAAAAUUAAAGAAUUUGAAAAAAGAAUAAUAAGGCUGAAAAGUAGAUCGAUGAGUGACAUACCUUCAAAAAAAAAAUUGCAAGAUCCUGUGGAUAACUUUGACAGGAAUGAUGAAGCAUUGGUUGGCAAAGAGCCACCACCACUUCCACCACGUCGUCGUAGGAGGCAUACUCUGGAUGUCUCGUCAAAACAACCUCCAUCUCCCUCUUUCUUUAAGAGUAUGUUCGUUAAGGGUAGCUUUCCUAUAAGGAAACUUAAGAAUAUGGUCUCCCAAGAAAAAUCUGGUGACAAUAUACAGCGAAAAAAGAGAAGCCUGUCUUUCUCGGAGGCGAUUUGUGGUAUUUUCGAUCUUUUUGCGAUUGACCAUUCAAGUGGGGUCGCAAGAAGAAAUUCUUCUCCUUCAUACGUCGAUACAUCAGGUGGAUCACAAGAUCAACGUCCAACUCAUAGAAGUAACGAACAGGAGUCUACUUCCAGACCCUGGCAUCGUAAGAUGUCAGGUACCGUGGGAAGGUUAGCUAAAGGAUUGUUUUCAGGCGAGAGAAACAAGAAUUCCAUGGCUUCCUUUUCAGGUGUUAUACCUGGGUGUGGAACGCAAGGUGACAACAGCACUAAUCGAAUCAGUAAAUUCGGAUUUCUCUGUGCUACUACCCCCGUCGAACCUGUUAACAUGGAAGAAAGUGAUUCAAGUUUUUCUUGGAAUGAGAACAUGAAUACACGUGUGAUCGAUGAAAAUGAUCAAUUUCAUUUGGACGGAUUUUCAUAUGUUGAUGAAUCGGUUGAAGACGAAUUUUAUGACACCACACGUGCAGAGAAUUUUGAGGAAACAGAACGGCAAUUCGAACAAUGGGAAAACGAAGAUGUCAAUAAAGGCAUUAGUUAUGAUGGGGGCUCGACCUCAUUACAAAUACCUACAUUUCCUCAAAACACCUAUUCUAAGGCAUGGGGUGUAGAAGAGACAAAUAAAAAUAAUACCCAUCAUCUAUCUGAAUCCAUUGAAGUUGAAAACUAUUCUAAGGACAAUGAACCUGAAGACCCGCAAAUAAUCCGUAGACUACAUCGUCAAGGAAAAAUUUAUGAUGUCGAAGAUGUUGAGAAUAUAAAUUUUUCACAACAGACAUCAACCGAGGGUGAUAAUUAUCAAUCCGUACGUUCUCAAAACUUUCGUACCCUCCGUCAUCUCCCUAAGGUGCAUAAUCUACAUUCGGUUGUCACGCUUAAAGACCUAGAAAAUAAACCUAGCAAACAAAUUUCAUGGGACACUUUCACGUCACAAGAGUUUGGUGAAGGAGAGAAUGUUGUACUGUCUUCAAAUAUCAUAGGCUCUGUGGAGGAAACUAGUAAGGAAUCUAUAUUUCGGGAAUCGGAGGCUAACAGAAGAGUAAAAGAUGAUAAAACCAUUGAUCCCCAUUACGUAAGUUUGGAUGAAAAUUCCACGGGCUUAUCCCAAACCGAAAUGGAUAAAGGUCGAGGUGGAAAUGGUCGAGGAUUUGUUCUCGGAAAAAUUCUCCAAUCAUCAAAAAAACAUAAGCCUCCUGCAAUUUCAAUUCAACAGGUUGAGACCAUCGACCCCAAUUUUUCUCAAGGACCAAAUAAACGUAUCUUGGUACAAACCCCGAGCAGUAUGCAUAGUCGAAUGUCCUCAUCCACAUCCUCAGACCUAAAUUUUCAAAAUCAACAGCCGUACCAAUCAUUUAUCUUAAUGUAUCGCUCAGAUGUCAUCGCGAGACAGUUUUGUUUGAUCGAACGCGACCUCUUGUUAAACGUUCAAUGGGAAGAGUUGGCAUGUGACUGGGUGUCCACCGAGAUUGUGCUCACCCGAGACCUGAACGAUCGAGUUCGAGUAAUUGAAAAGUUUAUACAUAUUGCACAGCAAUGCCUUCAAUUAUCCAAUUUUGCUACAUUGGCACAAAUUCUUCUCGGACUACAAUCAUCUCCUGUGGAACGUCUACGCCGUACAUGGACGCAAGUUCGAGAUUCUGAGAUGCGCACCUUAAAAGAAUUAAAUGAAUAUAUAUCUCCCUUUGGGAAUUGGAAGGUGAUCAGGGAUACGAUGCGUCAAGUUGUAGAAAAUUCGACAAUAAUAAACGAAGUGGUCAAAAAAAGUCGACUUGGAACCGGUGUUAAAAAGAUCAAUACUGGAUGCAUUCCUUUUUUGGGUCUUUACCUCUCAGAUUUAGUCUUUAAUUCGGCAGUUCCUUCGUUCAUUGACCCAGCUCCACCAACCCCAUCAACGCCAUCCUUUUCUGCACUCAUAGAUCGCCCACAACAACCAUUAGUAAACUUUCAUAAACACAGAACCACAGCGACAAUUGUUAAACGUAUAAUGGCCUUCCAAAAUUUAGCACGCAGUUACACUGUCCCGAUCGAACCAGAUGUUUAUUCAAAGUGCGCCGAGUUGAAAGGUGUCGAAGCCACAAGAUUGGUGGUGAUGGAUUUAGACGUUGAAGAUUAUAAUUCAGACAUUGUGUCAGAGAUGUUUAAUAAUUGUACCUCUCUCGCCUACGAGGAAUCAAGUAAUCACAAUAAAAACAAUUCUAACUCAUUGAAUCCCAUAUCAAGCAAUUUUAUUGACGAAAUUUCAUCGAGAAAAACGAGUUUAAUACUACCAGAUGGAUUUUCAGGACUAGAAAGAAUCUGUUUGACCGCAAAUGGGAACUUACAAAGAAUUCUGAGUGCUUGGUUCAAUAAACCCAUAGAAAUACAAAUUAUCAAAAAUGUUUCCGUGAACACCACAAGUUCGACACUAAAAUCAUUUGAUAACUGCGAAACCGUCAACCACCUUGAUCAUGGUAAUGAUGAUGGUCCAAUUCUACAAAGAUAUGACCGAGAAGUGAGACUUGUAUGUUCAAACAAGAUUGUGUGUAGCGCAUUUAGUGAUGUCAUAGUUCGUGACAAAAAAAUUUUUAAUUUAAUUGAAAACGAAGGUGUCGGUCUUGGUCAAUUGUUUAGGGCGCCGUCAUUUCAACUACUUCGAGUGGGACGCGACUCGCAAAGUUGGUGGCGCGUGUAUACUUUAAAAAUUCAGAGUAUUGAAUGUGAAAUUAAAGAAGUUUUUCCAUGUAAUUUAUUUGAGACUGGAGGAAUAGAUAUCAAUCCAAAAUGUUGA
This is a messenger RNA of Acaulospora morrowiae, 4146 nucleotides long. The record is from the annotation of a GenBank genome assembly. NCBI's taxonomy places the organism in Eukaryota, Fungi, Glomeromycota, Glomeromycetes, Diversisporales, Acaulosporaceae.